Camellia sinensis is the source of this 605-nucleotide messenger RNA. The record is from RefSeq and is a predicted model, not a curated record. Lineage: Eukaryota; Viridiplantae; Streptophyta; Magnoliopsida; Ericales; Theaceae.
AGGACCAAGAGAGGAGGGAACAAAUGUCGGUGUCGGUGAAGGAGUGGUUGAGCGACACGUGGAGCGACCUCAAGGACGAUCUCAUGGAGGAGCGGAGGAAGACGCUCCGGCGGAUAUGCAAUGGAGUUCUGAUCUUGAGCGUCAUCAUCUUAGUAAUCGUCCUCCUAAUCUGGGCCAUCCUCCGGCCCAAGAAACCCGACUUCGUCCUCCAAGACGCCACUGCCUACGCCUUCAACGUCACCGCACCAAACUUCCUCACCUCCAACAUUCUAGUCAACAUCGAAUCCCGUAACCCAAACGACAAGAUCGGCGUCUACUACGACAAGCUCGACGUCUCCACCAUCUACCAGAACCAGCAGAUCACCUCCUACACCGCCAUACCACCCAUAUACCAGGGGCACAAGGAAGUCAACGUUUGGUCUCCCAUGGUGUCAGGCGUCAACGUCCCCGUGGCCCCAUACAACGGCGUUGCACUCAGCCAGGACCAGGCCUAUGGAACAGUCUUGCUCACCAUCAAGAUUGAAGGACGGGUUAGAUUCAAAGUUGGCACCUACAUCUCUGGCCGCUAUGGCUAUCAAGUCCUUUUUUGAUUCUGGUAAAAUGCU